Molecule: messenger RNA, 991 nt
Organism: Phoenix dactylifera (date palm)
Lineage: Eukaryota; Viridiplantae; Streptophyta; Magnoliopsida; Arecales; Arecaceae
Source: RefSeq, a predicted model, not a curated record
AGGAAGGAAGGGGGAGGAGGGGAGCCAAGGGGCGGCGCAUGGAAAGAAGGGGAGAAGGAAUGGGGCCCCGGCAGCGGUGGAGGAGACUGAAAGAUCGGCUACGGUUAAAGGGCGUCGCCUGGUGCGGCAGCCCCUGGGCCCGCUCCCGCGCCGCCGACAUCCAUCACCGCUCCCCCUUCGACGCCUCCACCACCGCGUCCCAAGAAGACGCCGCGGCCGGGGCGGGGCCGAGGUACCGGCGGGAGGCGGCGGCGGCGGCGCGGAACCGGAGGGAGAGCGAUCAAGAUUUCGGAUGCAUCCUGGACCAGGCGCCGGCGGGGGACGCGGUGGCGGCGAUUGAGGAGGAGGAGGAGGAGAUGAACCUGGCGAUGGCGCUGGCGGCGGAGAGGGACGGGACGAUAACGCCGUUCACGGAGCGGUUGUCGCUGAUGAGGCUGAUGAACGAAGGUGGGGAGGAGAGGAGCAAGGAGGAGGGAGGGGAGGGGAUGGCGGAAGGCGGGGAGUGGUGGGGAUGCUGCGUGUGUAUGGGGAGGCGGAAGGGGGCGGCGUUCAUCCCGUGCGGGCACACCUUCUGCCGGGUCUGCGCGCGGGAACUCUGGAUCAGCCGGGGCUCCUGCCCGCUCUGCAACCAGUUGAUCCUCGAGACGCUCGACAUCUACUGAUCGAUCCCUCAUUGCUUCAUUUAAUCUUUGGCUCUUCGCUUCGUGAUUCCCUCCUCCCGCUGCCACCUGCUUCCGCCUCCUGUCCCGCAUUCGAUUCGGAGCUAUUUCCGAUUCAUCGAGCGGUGCGAGGUGUCCUCCCUUGUUUUCUUGUUCAGUACUUCUCUUUUCUGUGCCCUUCGGAAACUCUGCUAUUUUGAUGGAUGUUUGUAAUUCCAAGUUUAUAAGAAGGAUCUGUUCAUGCUAAUUCGACCGGAAUUGGAUCUGCUUGUUUAACUAUUGGUACAACAUUAGUAAUAUGGAUGUACGUUAUAUGUCCUUGCCUUUUUAAA